AUGCCAGCCUACUGCCUCCAAGACUGCCACUACUUCUACCGCACCGCCCUGCGCGGCCUCAGCAUCACCCGCGUCUUCAAUCAUUCAGACUCGUUGGCAGAGAAGCUUGCCGAGCUGCCCGCCCUGCCGACUACCCCCCGCACUCUUCCGCCCCAAGGGCCCGGCCAUCUGACUUGUGCUUACACCCGAGUCCCCAUGGCUACCUACAGGGCAAAGGAAGAGACGGCUGGAAUUACCUUUGCGGCUCAGGACAAACUCCCCAAGCUGCCCAUUCCGGAUCUGGAGAGCACCUGCAAAAAGUACAUCGAGGCCCUGGAGCCACUGCAAAACCCUCGAGAACGUGCAGAGACGCGACAUGCUGUCCAUGAGUUUCUCAAGGCCGAUGGGCCCGAUCUGCAGGAGAAGCUCAAGAGAUAUGCCCAUGACAAGACGAGCUACAUCGAGCAGUUCUGGUACGACUCGUACCUCAACUUUGACAACUCCGUCGUGCUCAACCUGAAUCCUUUCUUCCUCCUCGAGGACGACCCAACGCCCGCGCGCAACAACCAGGUCACCCGGGCGGCAUCCCUGGUUGUGUCGGCCCUCGAGUUCAUCAGAGCCGUGCGAAAAGAGGAGCUCCCGCCAGACACCUUCAAAGGCACCCCCCUGUGCAUGUACCAGGUUUCGCGCCUCUUCGGCACGGCCCGAGUCCCGACGGAGAAUGGCUGCCAGAUUGUGCAGGACCCCGAGUCCCAGCACAUGGUCGUCAUCUGCCACGGCCAGCUCUACUGGUUCGACGUCUUGGACGCCAACUCGGAUGUCAUCAUGACCGAGAGGGACAUCGCCAUCAACUUACAGACCGUCAUCGAGGACGCCGCCCAGACGCCGAUCCAGGACGCCGCCAAGGGCGCGCUGGGUGUGCUGAGCACCGAGAAUCGCAAAGUGUGGUCCGGUCUCCGAGACGUCUUGACCAGGGUUCCCGGGUCGAACAAUGCCGACUGUCUGAGCAUCGUCGACUCGGCUCUCUUUGCCCUCUGCCUCGACUACACCGAGCCGCUCGACGCCGCCGCUCUCUGCCAAAAUAUGCUUUGCGGCACCAGCGAGGUCAAGAACGGCGUCCAGAUAGGCACUUGCACGAAUCGAUGGUAUGACAAGAUGCAGAUCAUAGUCUGCAAGAACGGCAGCGCUGGCAUCAACUUCGAGCACACGGGCGUCGACGGACACACUGUUCUGCGCUUUGCCAGCGACGUGUAUACCGACACGAUCCUGCGUUUCGCUCGCUCCAUCAACGGCCAGGCCCCGACCCUCUGGACAUCCACGAGCCCGGACCCGUCCAAGAGAGGGCUCGAGAGCUUUGGCGACGUCAACACGACCCCGCGCAAGCUCGAGUGGGAUAUGAUUCCCGAGCUGUCCAUAGCCGUCCGGUUUGCCGAGACGAGGCUGGCAGAUCUCAUCGAGCAAAACGAAUUCCAGUGCCUCGACUUUGGCUCCUACGGGAAGAACUUCAUCACUGCCAUGGGCUUCUCCCCGGAUGCCUUUGUGCAGAUGGCGUUCCAGGCUGCCUACUACGGCCUCUACGGGCGAGUCGAAUGCACCUAUGAACCAGCCAUGACCAAGGUCUUCCUGCAUGGGCGCACCGAAGCCGUCCGAACCGUUUCGCCAGAGUCGGUCGACUUUGUGCAGACCUUCUGGGCCGACUCUCCCCUUGAGAAAAAGACUGAAGCCCUAAAGCGAGCCUGUCAAAAGCACGUCGGCAGAACCAGAGACUGCGCAAAGGCUCAGGGCUGCGACCGACACCUAUAUGCCCUGCUCUGCGUCUGGCAGAAGUAUGUCGACGAAGACAUGGACAGUGGCGUGAGCAGUGUCGGUCAGUCCAGCUCCAUCGAUGGAUACUCGCCGCCAGGAAGCCCCGAGAAAGAAUCUGCCGGGCCCAUGGACGGUGUGGCAGCUGGACACGGCCGUGAGCGCGGCAAUAGCACCAACUCUCGGCCCCGAGACAACCAUCCUCUGCCGUUUAUCUUUGCCGAUUCAGGGUGGGACAGGCUUAACACGACAGUCUUGUCCACGUCCAACUGCGGCAACCCGUCUUUGCGUCACUUUGGCUUCGGUCCCACGUCCGGUGACGGCUUUGGCAUCGGAUACAUCAUCAAGGACGAGUCCAUUUCGAUUUGCGUAUCGAGCAAGCACCGCCAGACGAAACGCUUCGUCGAUACGCUGGAGAGCUAUCUGUUGGAGGUUCGGCGUAUCCUGCGCAUUACAAACCGUAACUCGUUUACGGCAAAGUCUUCUCGGGCCCGCGAGGCAUCCCGGUCGCAGCCCGUGAGCAGGCUGAAAUCGAGGGGGCGUCUCAUCACCAAUUCUGAGCCGGUCAAGAUUCCGCGAUCCAAUGACGCGGCAUCUAUGGCCGAGGAUAGCGCCACGGUGAGCGAUGACGAUGAGCUCGGUGGAUACGGCUUCUUCGACGCCGGAAUGCUUCUCCAAGCACUCAAGGCUCGGGAAAAGGGAACGGACAUGGCCGAAUCCAAGGUCUCGGAACGGGCCGCCAUGUAUGCGAGGCGUAGAGACAUCGGUAAGAAGUUGCGGCUGAUUACAGAAUGA
Molecule: messenger RNA, 2577 nt
Organism: Hirsutella rhossiliensis
Lineage: Eukaryota; Fungi; Ascomycota; Sordariomycetes; Hypocreales; Ophiocordycipitaceae
Product: choline/Carnitine o-acyltransferase domain-containing protein
Exons: 4
Coding region: 1-2577 (858 amino acids)
Biological process (GO): carnitine metabolic process
Cellular component (GO): mitochondrion
Molecular function (GO): carnitine O-acetyltransferase activity
Source: RefSeq, a predicted model, not a curated record